This is a messenger RNA of Cyprinodon variegatus (sheepshead minnow), 2305 nucleotides long. It is a transcript of the gene ntd5, whose product is annotated as beta-2-glycoprotein 1-like. Bases 79 to 1137 code for a protein of 352 amino acids. Gene Ontology annotation, molecular function: peptidase inhibitor activity. The transcript is spliced from 8 exons. The record is from RefSeq and is a predicted model, not a curated record. NCBI's taxonomy places the organism in Eukaryota, Metazoa, Chordata, Actinopteri, Cyprinodontiformes, Cyprinodontidae. Gene Ontology annotation, cellular component: extracellular region.
CCACAAAUGACUUCUUUAAAAAAAGCGAGUGAGUGAGUUUGUCCCUCACUCAUACCAUCCUGAGGUCUGGCUCUAAGGAUGGACUCUGCUCUGCUGUUGCUUCUCCUCUGGGCUCUGACUGCCACAGCUUCCCCUCAGUCUUCAGGGUCAUGUGUGAGACUUCAGGGAGGAGAGAAGAGAACAAGGACAUGUUCUCGGAACUGCAAAUCGGACGCAGAAUGCGGCAGCAAGCGGCAGUGUUUGUGUGACGGCCAAUGUGGUCUCAGCUGUGUGGCUCCAGGUCGUACUUGUCCCUGGCCUCUUCCCCUGAGUGAAACCUCGGAAAUCCGCCUCCUCUCUCCCACUCCUUCCUUCUCUGCCCUGCUAGAAGUGCGCUGUAAGCCAGGCUUCACAUUGCCCGAUGGCUUGGAUGUCACUGUCCGCAGGUGUCAGGGUGACCGACAGUGGAGCGGAGAUGAGCCCAUCUGUGCAGUGUCUGAGCCACCUGAAAACACUCCAGCUCAAACCUGUCCUUUGCCAGAAGAGGUGAUCAACACCUUCAGCAUCCACGGCGAAGCCACUGUGGGUACUUCAAUCCGCUACAGCUGCCUGUCUGGGGCAGAAAUAGUUGGAAGCAGAGAAAAUUUCUGCCAGGAGAACCAGACCUGGCUGCAUCCUCAUCCGGUCUGUAAAAAACUGUUCUGCCAACCUCCAAAGGAAGUGAAAGAGGGCUACGUGGUUGCAAUCCAGAAGGCCGAAUAUGAGGUUGGCUUUGACAUCCACUAUCUAUGCAAGAAGAACUACCUGCUGGAUGGACCCCAGAAGAUCACCUGUCUGUCAAAUGGCAGCUGGAGCGCAUCUCCACCACACUGCAGAGCUCGUUGUGUCAUCCCUGCUGAGCGAAGCCGUGUUGUGAUUGGUGGAGUGAAGCGUUGGCCAUUCGAUGUCACGGAUGCCAUGGUUCCCCACGGGGAAAACGUGACAUUCUACUGCAAACAUCCCAAGAAGCAGUGCAGCUUCACAGCAGCUCAGACCUGCUUUGAUGGGAAGCUGCAGACACCGCAGUGCUACCUUGAGCCCACAUGGUUGCAGUAUAAACUCUUCCCACAUCGGCUAGUGUCGGAGAUUGAAUCAUGUGCGCCCGGUGACGUAGAGUGACCACCUAACACAUCUGAUCUCAACCCACUGAGACAUGCAUCGGUUUAAUAACACCCCCUGGACAAUCAGUACAGAUUCAUGUGCUUUUAUUUUGCUCUUUCAGAUAUUAUUUGUGCAAAAAUCUCUUAGGUUUGUGAGUUAUUGUGGUUAAGUUUAAACUAUCAUCUUUUAUUUAGGCCUGCUGUUCUAUUUCUCUUGCACUCUAAAGGCAUUGUUAUUACAUCCAAACCUUGCUUAAAUCUUGCUGCACCUUCAGUUGCUCUAUACUCUCGGGACUUUUGUUGUGAUGUAUGCAGAUGUAUUUCUAGGUUGAAAAGAACCUGAGGUGAGUCUCUGCUAACAUUUACCCUCUUCUCAGUGAUUUUACCUGUUACAAGCUGUUUGAAAGAAUCUCUGCAGCAUGGAACAAGCUAUCUAAGAAUGUUUUCUAUUUGACUAUAGAUACCUGAUCUUUGCAUAAACUACAGUCAAAACACAGCAUUAGAUUUUAUUUGUAGCUCCAAAUUGGAGGGUCCAGCUCAGAUAACAAAUUUUGCAUUGCAGGCACCCACUGUACAGGAUGUAGCUGGCUAACAAAUGGACUGAGAACUCUUAAAUAUCACUCUUAAAAAAGUGUGUAAUCCAGUGUUUAAGGGUAAAUGUAAAAUUUAUGGUAGACAUGUGUCUACUGGGUUGGGUAUAGAUUAAUGGAUGAUAGACUGAUGAAGAGAUUAAUAGGUCAGUGAAUGGAUAUAACAUUAAAACGUCGUUUUCUAUACCUGAUAUAUGUUAAAACAAAAUUCUAGACUUUCUGUGGAUAAUCAGCCUCAUAACUGGGAUUGUAAAUGAGAGAUAACUUCUUAACCUUGAUUACUUGUGCCGCCCAGUGCUCCACUGGGAAAUAAACUCUCAUAUCAAAAACUGUCAAAAUUCAUAGUUCAUUAGAAGCUCUAUCAUGCCUGAACAGCAGAGGCGUAGCCAGAACAUUUUAUUAGGGUGGCCAGGCAAUAACCAAUGUACACUGAGGGGUGGCUGAAAGUGGAUAGGCGCCAGAACCUCAGGGUCAAACCAAAGUUAAAACUAACCAUAUUUUCCUACAGCCUUUGCUAACAAAUAGACGCAUAUAAUUAAACAUCCAUGUUUUCUAGAUAAAAGAUAUAGGGGAUACAAUUGUUUCAGGUUUGAGUUC